AAAAUUAAAAUCUAAUAAUCAAUAUUGUAUAUUUUAAAAAAAAAUUAUUUUAUUUUUUUCAGAUUAUGUGCUUGUGUUGAAAAUGAAUCGAACGAUUGCAAUUCAUAAAUAUUUAUUGAAAACCUGCAUUCUCAUUACACUAAUCAUACUCUUGCUCACUCUACAUAUUCAAGUACCGGAGAAAAAUCAGUUUAUUAAGGAUGUCAGCAACCAAAUAUCAUUUUCUUUUAAACCCCAGGCCAAGUUCGUUUCCUUCUUGCCACCUCACAAAAUACAAUCUAGGAAUGAAGCAUUGUACAUCAAAAAACUAGAAAAUCUGGAAAGAGGAGUGUUGAUCCCCCCUGAGGAUGUAUAUACCCCUGUACCUGGAGCUAUAAACCUUGGUUUAGUUAUUGUAAAAAUAGAUAAUUAUGAAGGAAACAAAACUCUUGACGAAGAGUCAUUUAGAUAUGGCUUUGUAUAUAAAGUGAUGCGCACAAUGAAUCAAUUACUGCAAAGAGCUGGUCCAACACCCAUUCAUUUUAUCAUAGUGACUGAUGUUAAAAGUUCAAGCUGGGCUGGAAGAAUAGUUAGAACAACAAUAUCUCAACGCCUAGCUUUAGAUAUCAUUCAGACUAGAUACUUCCAAUGGAGAAAAAUGCCGUCUCUUCCUCCUCUAUACUUUAGUCUGGUGGAUUCAGGAGAGAUUCUGAAACUGAAUCCUGGAUUUAAUCAAGGAAUGAAGGAAAAUCUAAUGCCAACAGAUAAAACGGAUAAGUACAGAUCAGAUUUCUACUAUAUAGCACCAAACUAUCAUAAAGCUUUCUUAUCUCUGGAUAGAGCAGUUUUUAUUGAUGCUACUGAUCUUGAGUUCACAAUAGAUAUUAAAGAGCUGUAUAAUGAAUACUAUGCACUUGAUCAAACUGAGGCAAUAAUGUCUUUAAGUUUGGAUCUUGCGCCUCAUUACUUCCUCUUCCUCUCAGACUACAGGAAAAAGAAUCCAGGAACAGUAUUCGGUCAGCCUGGUAGAUACCAGGGAUUUAAUACUGGAGUAGUUCUCUACAGGUUUGACAGGAUGAGAGAGAACGAGGUUUACAAUAGUUUUCUGACAAGGGAGAAGGUUAACUUUCUUAUUCAGAAGUUUGGAUUCCAAAUAAGUUUAGCAGAACAAGAUUUUUUCACAAACCUUGGAUUUAUUCAUCCUGAACUUUUCCAUAUUCUUCCUUGUACUUUCAACAAACAGGAAUCUAUUCAGUACAACGCAGCACCUUUUGAAAGUAUCUUCAAUGCGUACCAUGACUGUGUUCCUAAAAAGGAUAUCAAGAUUUUUCAUUUGAACGGGUGCGGACCAAAUCACAAGGAUUGUGGGCAAAACCCAGCUCCGGGAUCUAAAUUCUACAAUGAUACAAAAUCACAAUUUCUACAUAUGGAUAUGCAGGUAUUCUGGAUGAGUCAAGUGAGUUUGGCAACGAAUGACUGGAAGUGGCUGGAGAGAUAUUAUGUGGAUGAAUUGGAGAAGUUUAGAAAGCUCCAGACAUAGCAGGCACCAGACUUAAGCAUGUGCGUGAUCACACAAAUAAAAUGUGCGUGAAUUUGAUUAAAAAUGUUGUUUUUAUCUCACAUAAUUAAAUAAAAUCUGUGAACUGCAGUUGAGCCUCAAGAAAAUAUUUACAUGCCCAAACCUUCAUCUGAGUAACAAUAAGGAAGAUGUCGUCGUUUCGAAAUAGAUACAUUCUGCCAAUUUUCUUCCUAGUAUGGGCUGCAUAGAUCUGAUCAAUCCCAUUUGUCCUAAAUAAACGAUUGAAAACCAUAAAAAAAGAAGAGAAAACAAGGAUAUCUUUAUCUUAUCUUAUCUAGGUUUUCAGAGCACUGCAGUUGUGAGAGGUUUUGAUUAGAAUUUUUAAAAGGAACUGAGUUUUCUAAUUUGUUAUUUUGUGAUAUUUAUUGUGAUAUUUAAAAAAGAUAAUUCUUAUUUUACAAUAUCCAAAGUAUACUACAUUGUGUUGCAAUUAGUUAUGAAGAUUAGAAAAUCAGAAAUUUUGGCAAAAACUCAGUUCCAUUGUCUCAUUCCAUUUUUAACCAAAUUCUGUUUAACCCUAACAAAAUGUGUUAUUCUGUAGAUAGUUUAAGAUGGCGCUAAUCUACAAAAAGCUAUUCACAGUGACAACUUUUAAUUGAAACAAUUUAAACUGAGAAAAGAUCUGUCUCAUAUUUUUGCAAUAUCUCAUAAACCUUUAGAGAUAUUCAACUGAAAUUAACCCCUAGCUUCGGAACACAAAAUCUAAGGAUUAGUGCAUGUGCUUUCUUAAGAGAUGAACAAUAUUGAUAACAUAAUUUUUUACUUAAAGGGACAUUUAGUUCAUGCAUGUGCAAUACUCAUUGGUCUGCCAUAAUCAAUAACUUUAAUAUUUGAAAAAUUUCUAACAGUGGGUAUUGUACAGGUAUUCUGGAUGAACGCUGUAACAAGAGCUACGGGAAAUAAAGCUUGGGAACAAAAUUAUUAUUACGAUAAACUUAAACUAUUCCGCCAUCU
Messenger RNA from Eurytemora carolleeae, 2512 nucleotides. RefSeq lists its product as uncharacterized. Lineage: Eukaryota; Metazoa; Arthropoda; Copepoda; Calanoida; Temoridae. Bases 83 to 1519 code for a protein of 478 amino acids. Gene Ontology annotation, molecular function: UDP-xylosyltransferase activity. The record is from RefSeq and is a predicted model, not a curated record. The transcript has 14 exons.